Molecule: messenger RNA, 794 nt
Organism: Capsella rubella
Lineage: Eukaryota; Viridiplantae; Streptophyta; Magnoliopsida; Brassicales; Brassicaceae
Exons: 2
Coding region: 84-665 (193 amino acids)
Biological process (GO): protein stabilization; protein import into mitochondrial matrix; protein folding
Cellular component (GO): mitochondrion
Molecular function (GO): zinc ion binding; protein-folding chaperone binding
Source: RefSeq, a predicted model, not a curated record
GGGUCGAGUUCCCAACUCUCUCUCUCUCUCUCUCUCUCUCAGCUUGUGCUUGUCGCCGAAGAAGAAGAAGAAACAGGUCGUCAAUGGCGGCAAGGUUGCUUGCUUUGAGACGCGCUUUGUCUCUCUUCAGUAACCAACCACAUCGAAUCCCUUUGUCUCAAGUCUCAACAGAGCAGUUGUCGCUAUCAAACUCACUCUUCAGGAGGAAUAAUGUAUAUGGAAGAUUAUUUCAGAGACAAUUAUGUGUAACCCGUGAGGCUAAAGAAACUUCAGUAACCAAUGGCUGCAACUCCUCAAACUCUGCUACUGAAUCGGCCGAAGUUCCUUCCCCUGUGACCGCCUCUGAGGAACUGAUAGUGAAGUACAAGUCCCAGUUGAAAAUAAACCCGAGGCAUGACUUCAUGAUGGUCUUUACUUGCAAGGUCUGUGAUACAAGAUCUAUGAAAAUGGCGAGCCGAGAAUCAUAUGAGAAAGGAGUUGUGGUGGUACGAUGUGGAGGAUGUGAUAAUCUACAUUUGAUUGCAGACCGUUGUGGUUGGUUCGGGGAACCAGGAAGCGUGGAGGACUUUCUUGCUUCUCGUGGGGAAGAAUUCAAGAAAGGAUCAAUGGAUUCUCUUAACCUUUCACCUGAAGAUUUAGCUGGAGGAAAGAUGUCCACCGAAUAGAGAGAACUCUUCUUUGCUUUUGCUAAUUAAGUAUUAUGGAACGGACCUUCACAUUAUGUUCCAGUAAAUUUACAUUUUCUUGUAGUUCAGUGUUUGGUAUAUUGAAAUGCAAAAGACGUUAUACAAUCA